AUGAAUGGUCCUCGUCGAUGUUCCGCUCUCAACGAUGUUCUUCCGAAUCCUUGUGUCUAUCGAGUCUACAAUAUAGCCACAGGCAAGAUCUAUGCAACAAGUAAUUGGGCCGGCUCUCUCGACAAUCCGAUCAACGUCACAACGAUCGAUAUCAAGAACGAUCACAAAACCGAGUCUGUACGGUACGACAAGCUGGCGGAGGGCAACGGCGGAUCUGCUUUUUACCCUCCAGGUACACCGGCGAACUCUAGUGAAGGUCAGCAGAUCGUAUUCUCAGCGCCCAUUGCACAGAAGACCUCUGAGACAGCCAAGCUCAACGAUAUCACCAAGGUGUUCGUGCCUGGUGGAAUGUACAUCUUCAAUGCGUAUAAGCUGUGGAAGAUUACCAUCAAAGCAGAGGGACGCAGCGUCAAGCGCGGGUUUGGCUUGUACUGA
Molecule: messenger RNA, 435 nt
Organism: Fulvia fulva
Lineage: Eukaryota; Fungi; Ascomycota; Dothideomycetes; Mycosphaerellales; Mycosphaerellaceae
Exons: 3
Coding region: 1-435 (144 amino acids)
Source: RefSeq, a predicted model, not a curated record